AACCAGAAGAAAAAGAAAACUUCUCCUCCAAUCCAAAGUAAAACACCUUUUGUCCGAAGCAAAACUCACAACAAACACGACUUCCAAUGAAAGCCGCCGUUUUCCAGAAAGCAAUCGACGAGGAGGAAGAAGAAGAAGAAGUCUGUAAUGCCUUCGACGGCGAGGUAGAUAUCCACACUCAAACGACGUCGUCCCACGACACCAAGAACAUCCUCAAGGGCCUCUUCACUUCCUUGCUCUCGAUGGACCAGAAAAGAGCCAGAACCAUGCCCGAUGAGGAAAACGGAGAUACCACCAAUCGUAAGAAGUCACGUGCCGCCUCACGUGCCUCACGUGAUGUAACCGGAUCCGAACCGGUUCAGCAGAGACGGUUAUGGGUCAAAGACCGGAGCAGAGCGUGGUGGGAAGAGCGCAGCCGUUUCGACUACCCGGAGGACGACUUCAAAAACGCGUUUCGGAUGUCCAAAACCACGUUUAACUUAAUCUGCGACGAGCUGAACUCGGCCGUCGCGAAGGAAGACACCGCUUUGCGAAACGCGAUUCCCGUGCGUCAGCGAGUCGCGGUCUGCGUCUGGCGGUUAGCGACGGGAGAGCCGCUGCGUCUCGUCUCCAAGAAGUUCGGUUUAGGGAUCUCGACUUGCCACAAGCUCGUCCUCGAGGUGUGCAAAGCGAUCAAAGACGUUCUGAUGCCGAAGUACCUCAAGUGGCCAGACCACGAGGAAGGUUUGAGAAGCGUUGGAGAAACGUUCGAAGCGGUUUCGGGUAUUCCGAAUAUUGUCGGCUCGAUGUACACGACUCAUGUCCCGAUCAUAGCUCCUAAGAUCAGUGUCGCUGCUUAUUUUAAUAAAAGACAUACCGAGAGGAACCAGAAGACUUCUUACUCGAUCACGAUCCAAGCCGUUGUGAAUCAUAAAGGUGUUUUUACUGACUUGUGCAUCGGGUGGCCCGGGUCGAUGUCUGAUGAUCAGGUGCUGGAGAAGUCGCUGUUGUAUCAAAGAGCUAACAGCGGAGGCCUUUUAAAAGGCUCGUGGGUCGCUGGUGGGCCGGGACAUCCGUUGUUGGACUGGGUUUUGGUUCCGUACGCGCAGCAGGGGUUGACGUGGACGCAGCACGCGUUUAACGAGAAGAUGGGCGAGGUGCAGAGAGUGGGUAAAGAAGCGUUUGGGAGGUUGAAGGGAAGGUGGGCGUGUCUGCAGAAGAGGACUGAGGUGAAGCUUCAGGAUUUGCCUACGGUGUUGGGAGCGUGCUGUGUGCUUCAUAAUAUAUGUGAGAUUAGAGAGGAGAAGAUGGAGGCGGAGCUGAUAGUUGAUGUGGUUGAUGAUGAGGUUUUGCCUGAGAAUGGAUUGAGGUCGGUUAGUGCGAUGAAGGCGAGAGAUGAUAUCUCGCAUAAUCUGUUGCAUCAUGGACUCGCGGGUACUUCUUUCUUAUGAAAAUGAUUAUGGAAAUGUUAUAAUCUCAGUUUGAUUCUUUGGUUUAUGCAUAUUGUAUUGUUUAGAUCACAGAUGUAUAUGAGGCAGUAGAAGAAACUUAACAUUUUAAUAUACGUAAUACUCUAAGCAAGAUCGUAUAGCUGAAUGAGAUUUCAUUCUGAUAGUGUGGAAUGUAAGAUGAGCCAACAAGGUUGUUUUUUGGCUACUUCAGUGAAACGGCACGCAUUUUAAAUU
Messenger RNA from Brassica napus (rape), 1664 nucleotides. RefSeq names its product protein ALP1-like. Bases 87 to 1430 code for a protein of 447 amino acids. The record is from RefSeq and is a predicted model, not a curated record. Lineage: Eukaryota; Viridiplantae; Streptophyta; Magnoliopsida; Brassicales; Brassicaceae. The transcript is spliced from 2 exons.